AUGAUUCCCCUUCCGGAAGUCACCGCAUCCAACAAGCGCAUCGCUGUCAGCCUUCCAUCCGGCCUUGUCGCUGUCUUCGUCGGCGGCACCAGCGGCAUCGGGGAGUACACCUUCCUCAAACUCGCCACUUACGCCGUCAAGCCCCGCGCCUACAUCGUCGGCCGUUCGCGUGAGGAUGCGGACCGCAUCAUUGGCGAAGGCAAGCGAAUGAAUUCGGGCGGUCGCUUUGAGUUCAUCCAGGCGGACGUGAGCAUCUUGAAGAAUGUUGACGACGUGUGUCGCGUGUUGAAGGAGAAGGAGGAAGCGAUUAACAUUUUGUUCAUGAGCACGGGGAGCAUGGCCUUCAAAAAGAAGACGGCCGAUGGUUUGAACCUCCCAUUCUGCUUGUACCAGCACAGCCGCACGCGCUUCGUCCUCGGCCUCCUGCCCCUCCUCCAGCGGGCAACAUCUCUUCGCAGGGUCGUCAGCGUCGGUGCCGCCACGCUGGAGGGCGUCAUAGAUCUUGCCAACAUCACCGGCGAGGGCUUUCCCUUGAAUCAGUGGCGCGACCAGGGCGCUGCCAUCCACACUCUACUUUUAGAGCAUGUCGCGCGGGAGGCCCCCGAUGUGGGCUUUGUGCACGACGUGCCUGGCGUCGUCAAGAGCAAGAUCACGCGCGACGCUGAGGGCUUCGGGAUGAGGCUGCUGAUUGCGGUGACGGGCGUUCUGGGCCCGCUCAUCCGGACCCCCGUCGAAGAGACCGGAGAGCGGCACCUGUUCCUGGCUACCAGCGCGCUGUUCCCGCCCGCAAAAGAUGCUGCUCAUGCCGGGCUUUCGUUUGAUGGGCGGCUGGAUGCCGCGAGGGGAACGGAUGGUAAGCUCGGAAGCGGGGUAUACUCGGUGGACAACAAAGGUGAGAGCGCAUCGACGAGAGUCGAGGAAAUUCUCGCAACACAUAGGAAGGAUGGCACCGCGGACAAAGUCUGGGAGAUUGUGUCUGGCGACUUUAAGAAGAUCUUGGGGAGUGUUUGA
Penicillium cinerascens is the source of this 1011-nucleotide messenger RNA. RefSeq lists its product as uncharacterized. The record is from RefSeq and is a predicted model, not a curated record. Gene Ontology annotation, biological process: secondary metabolic process. The transcript is spliced from 2 exons. Lineage: Eukaryota; Fungi; Ascomycota; Eurotiomycetes; Eurotiales; Aspergillaceae. The coding region runs from base 1 to 1011 and encodes 336 amino acids.